Molecule: messenger RNA, 1237 nt
Organism: Oryza brachyantha (malo sina)
Lineage: Eukaryota; Viridiplantae; Streptophyta; Magnoliopsida; Poales; Poaceae
Product: RNA exonuclease 4
Exons: 7
Coding region: 50-913 (287 amino acids)
Biological process (GO): rRNA processing
Cellular component (GO): nucleus
Molecular function (GO): nucleic acid binding; 3'-5' exonuclease activity
Source: RefSeq, a predicted model, not a curated record
CCCGACUCCCGAGCCCGUGGUCUCCAGCUCACGCGCCGCAAAUUCAUCCAUGGCGCCGCCGCCGCCGCCCGCCGCAACUCCGGCGGCAUCCGCGAACCCCAGCCGCAACCCGAAGCGGAAACCCAAGCCCAAGCCGAAGGCAGCUGCCCUAAACCCUAACUGGGCGCAGCUCCAGUCCAAGCUCCCCCGCCCCGCCGCCACCCUCCUCGGCAAGCGCAAGAACCGCCCCGACCCUUCUCCGGCCCCCGCCCCUACCGAGCCGUCUCCCCCCGCGGAGGCCGUGGAGGUGAAGCUCGAGCCCACCUCCGACGACACCAGCUUGACGAAGGCGGUCGCUGUGGAUUGCGAGAUGGUCGGGGUCGGCGUGGGCGGCAGUAAGAGUGCACUCGGCAGGGUCACCUUGGUUAACUCCUGGGGUAACGUUGUAUAUGAUGAAUAUGUACGACCGGUAGAGUGGAUUGUUGACUACCGUACCCAUAUUAGUGGGAUUAGACCUAAGCACAUGAAUAAAGCCAAAGAUUUCUGGGUUGUUCAGAAGGAUGUAGCUGAGCUGAUCAAAGGACGAAUUCUGGUUGGGCAUGCCUUGCACCAUGAUCUUAAGGUUUUGCUACUAAGCCACCCAAAGAAGGACAUAAGGGAUACCUCAGAAUAUGAGGCUUUUCGAAGGGAAGGGAGGACGAGAUCACUCAAAGAUCUUACUGCUGAAGUACUUUAUGCUAAAAUUCAACAGAAAGAGCAUUGCCCGAUUGAGGAUGCCCGAGCAGCAAUGUUCAUUUACAACAAGCACAAGAAAGCAUGGGAGAAGAACAUGAAAGAACAAUUCAGAUUUAAAAAGAAGUUCAAGAAGCAAGGCAAGAAGAAAUCUGGUGAAGGCAAUGGGAAUGAUCCUAAUGUUCCCACAAUUCUUCUAUAGAGUGAUGGAUGCAGGAAGUAGUGCGACACAUUGCCCUACCUGACAUGAAUUUAAAGAUGCCAAAAUCUAUUUGUGUGAGAGUCAUGGAAAUUAGCCAAGAUAGUAUGCUGACCCAAGAAGUGAUGCAACUCAAUCAUGAUGAACUUCAAUACAAUUCGCGAUGACAAUACCGCGUUUCCAUGGAUUCAUCACAUUUCAUGUAGCAUUUGUUUUAGGGAAGCAAUAUUUCUGAUGAAAAUUUUGUAGUUGAAUGUCUCAUUUUCUCAUGUAAUGUUACUCCAUACAAACUUCCAGACUUUGCAGCAAACAUUAUUAAUUGAAAAA